Messenger RNA from Pogona vitticeps (central bearded dragon), 3468 nucleotides. The record is from RefSeq and is a predicted model, not a curated record. Lineage: Eukaryota; Metazoa; Chordata; Lepidosauria; Squamata; Agamidae.
UUCCUCCCCACCAGGAGAUUUGCCCCAUUCCAGUUUCUGAACCUUUAAUGCCCCCCCUCCCCUGCCUCUGACCCCCUGCUCACUUAAAGGUUGGUGUGGGGUGUUUUUGGGGUGGGGUGGGGACGACCGGCCUGCCUGCCCACCCCAUGUCCCCUGGCAGAGGGGGGGAGGUCUUUCUGGGGGGAGGGAGACCCCUUGCUGGGCUGUACCCCCGAUUUGGGGAGGGUGAGCUGAGAAGGAGGGAAAGAGGAGGCCUGGGGUUUGGGGGGGGGUGUCUCCCCUCCCCUCCAAGGGCCCAGCCAUGCCCCCCACCCUGGAGAAGCUGGCCAAUGUCGUCCUGCGGGUGCCCAGCAUCGUCCUCCUGGACCUGCUCUACCGGUGGGACGUCCAGGCCUUUGCCGAGCUCCUGAACCCGCGAUCCCCGGACGCCCACCUGCGGAAGCAUCUCCUGUGGAACCUCUACUACGCAGGUCACGUGGUGUGUAUGGUGGUUUUGCUGCUCCCAGUCCGGUCCCUGGUGAAGCUGUACCUCUACAUCCUGACAGUUUUGCUGCUUUAUGUGAGCCACCAGACUGCCCGGGACUACAUCCGCCAUGAGAUGGAACGUGAUUUCCAUGGUGCCGUGUACAGCGAUCCUGUGGCACUCAGCUGCUUUGCCACUGCACUCACAAGCCAGGUCAUCGUUGCUACCCUCUGUGCCCUUCUGCUGCAGACCAGGCGGGUGUGGCUCUUCUGCGCUCCCCUCCUUCCUCUGGCGGCCCGCCUGUGCGGCUUUCCGCUCCAAGCCCUGACGACGGUCAACACCUUUGCUGCCCUCCUCACUGCCACGGAGGCGGUCUAUGUUGCCACAACAUGCUUGUCGGUGCCUUUCCAUUUGGCGGCAGCGGCCUGCAGAGAGAUCACAGAGGUGCUGGAAGUGUAUCGGCUGGUCUCUCUGGGGAUGUCCCUCUGGAGGCAGCUGGCCGUCCCUCUCUUGUUCCUGGUCUUCUGGCUCACCCUGUUCAUCCUGCAGAUCCUAGCCUUGGCCUCUUCCUCUUCUGGCAACCUUUUGUCCCAGCAAGGGAUCCUCUUCAUCUUCCUCAGCAGUGUGGCUGAAUGCUGCAGCACUCCCUACUCCCUCAUCGGGCUCACCUUCACCAUCUCCUACCUAGCCUUGGGGCUACUCAGACUUUGCAAGUUCUACCUGGCGGGCUACGGCGCCUUCCAAAACGGGAAUGUGAUGCACAGGGGCGUCACAGAGGGUGUGACCUUGCUCUUGCUGGCCAUCCAGACGGACCUGCUGGACCUGCAGCUCCUCCACAGAACCUUCCUCCUCAGCAUCAUCCUCUUCAUCGUGGUGACCUCCACCCUGCAGUCCAUGAUUGAAAUCACAGAUCCCGUAGUCCUGGGUCUGGGAGCAUCACGAAACAGGAGCGUCUGGAAGCACUUCCGGGCAGUCAGCAUGUGCCUCUUCCUCCUGAUCUUUCCGGGCUACAUGGCUUAUAAGAUUGCCCACUUCUUCCACAUGGACUUCUGGCUCCUGAUCCUGGUCUCCAGUUGUAUGCUGACGUCGCUGCAGGUCAUGGGGACCCUCUUCAUCUACGUCCUCUUCAUGAUUGAACUGUUCCAAGAUUCCCCGAUGGAGAAGAUGGACGAGAUCAUCUACUACGUCAACGCCAUCAGCCGGGUGCUGGAGUUUCUGGUGGCCGUUUGCGUGGUGGCUUAUGGCACCUGGGAGUCCAUUUUUGGGGAGUGGAGCUGGAUGGGGGCAUCUGUCAUCAUCAUCCACUGCUACUUCAACGUCUGGCUGAGGGCCCAGUCGGGCUGGAAGAGUUUCUUGCUCCGCCGAGAGGCGGCCAAGAAGAUCAGCUCAUUGCCGGAGGCCACCAGAACGCAACUGGAGAAUCACAAUGAUGUCUGCGCCAUUUGCUUCCAGGAGAUGGGCGUGGCUGUCGUCAUGCAGUGCAGCCACUUGUUCCACGGGAACUGCCUGCGCAAGUGGUUCUAUGUGCAGGACACCUGCCCGCUCUGCCACCAGCCAGUCGUGCCCGUGGCUGGCCAGGAGGACCGCCCGCCUCAAGGGGGUGCACAGGCCACGGAGCCUGCACCAGGGAGAGAGGAGGCUCCCAGCCCUGGGAGUGGGGGAGGCCCCCCUGCCAACCACGGUGCAGAGGGCACGGGCGAUGGCAGGAGCGCCGAGGACAGUGACUCCAGCCGAGGGGAUCCGCAACCAGCAGGACCAUCCGGGAAGGAGCCGCACCCCUUUGGUGGAUUAGGAGAGUCCCCGGAGAGGGGUCCCGGGCACGAAGCAAGGGAGACGUCCUUCACAGCGGCAGAAAGCGACCGAGGGCCUGACCGCCCUGCUCUAGAAAGUACCAUGGAACGGCAGGCUGGAGAUCCAUGGGCCGGGUCGGAAGAGCCCAGGAGCCUCGGGCAGAACCCUCCCGGCAGCCGCUUUCUUCAAAGAGAGUCCGCCGGUCCUGGCAGCCGAGCGGAGAGCGACUCUCCUCUCCCCGCUGCCAUGGGAGGUCUAUCUGGGGACCGCCUCGAGGGGCGUGCGGCCAGCCCCUCUCCUGUCGACCCUCCCGUGGUGGCAGAGGGGAAGGAGGAGCGCACAAGGGCUGCCCACUGGCACCAGGGUGCCAGCCUUCGCCCGGAAUCCUCCGUCAGGUCAGGUGAGAAACCCAAGGACUGUCUGGAUUCUUGCACUUCCUUCUCUUAGCCUUCAUUCGCCCUCUUUAUUCCCUCCACUCCUUCACCUCAAAAAACCAAACACAACCCCACCAAUGACAUGGUUUGCAUCUGCCGACGCUCUUUCCUGCUUCUAAGGAAGUAGCCACGGUUGGGGCAACAGCCGUCCGCUUUCUAUUCUAGCAAAGAGUAUCUGGUCUCUCACCCUGGUUUGGGACUACCAAGGGCUGAAGCCAUCCUCGCAGGAGCUCUUCACGUGCACAGGGUUCUGUUUUAAGCCUCCUGUGCCCCUCGGGAGAGGUUGGGGAGCUUCCAUUCCAUCAGAGCAGCAAGCUCUGCUUCUCAUAACACUGGUUCCCGUCUGCAAAGAUUUGCGCUGGCCGCAACGCGUUCAUGAAAUCCUGGCCUUUUGACAUCAAGGUGUGAAAAUCCAUAAAGGCAGCCGCCCUGACUUAAACCAGGGCAUGGGAGUUGCUGCCAGGACUUAAUUGUAAUUCUUGCACUCUACCCAUCGGGUAUCUCCAGACUCGAGCAGGUGGGUGCAACGCAGGCGUUGGUCUUCCAUACAAGAGAGAGACCCGACACCUUUUUCCAACACUGGUGUGAACACCUGAGAAGACAAGGGCUUCCUACUGGCCUUAGGGCCACCAUUGACCCUGCGGGUCAACAUCCAGCUAAUUGGCCUAUUCUGUGUUGAGACGACAGCCUGAAAGGACAUGUACCACCACCAGCGAUGAGGCCACGCCGAGCCAGAGCCUUGUGCUUGCCAGCCGAAUAAAGCAAAGCUAUGGUGUGAAA